This is a messenger RNA of Crotalus tigris (Tiger rattlesnake), 975 nucleotides long. RefSeq names its product vomeronasal type-2 receptor 26-like. Gene Ontology annotation, molecular function: G protein-coupled receptor activity. Gene Ontology annotation, biological process: G protein-coupled receptor signaling pathway. Gene Ontology annotation, cellular component: membrane. The record is from RefSeq and is a predicted model, not a curated record. Bases 1 to 975 code for a protein of 324 amino acids. Lineage: Eukaryota; Metazoa; Chordata; Lepidosauria; Squamata; Viperidae. The transcript is spliced from 3 exons.
AUGAAUGCUGAAGCCUUACUAGAUCUACUUGCUGCUGGGGAGGCAAAUGUCCCUAACUACAAAUGUGGAAGAGAAAAAAACCUGCUAGCCCUCCUUGAAGGCACCAAUUCUGACCUUUCCUCCCAUACUGCAACCAUGCUGAGCAUCUACAAAAUCCCACAGAAAAUAUUAAAGAUGUGCUUCUCUUCAGAUGCAGAUUAUUGCACCAAAUGUCCAGAAGAUCAGCAUCCAAUGUUAGCAAUCUUCACUAAAUACACAGAUACUCCCAUCAUCAAAGCCAAUAAUCGGAACCUCUCCUUCAUCCUUCUCAUCUCGCUCCUGCUUUCUUUCUUAACAACCUUUCUUUUCAUUGGAUAUCCAAGGAGAAUCAAUUGCCUUUUCCGACAAACAGUCUUUAGCAUUGUAUUUUCAGUUGCCGUCUCUUCUGUCUUGGCCAAAACAAUCAUGGUAGUGCUGGCUUUUCUGGCCACAAAGCCAGGAAACAGUGUGAGAAAAUGGCUGGGAAGGAGAUUGACUAAUUCUAUCAUCCUUUGUUCUUCCAGUAUUCAGGUGGUCAUCUGCAGCAUCUGGCUGGUGAUCUUUCCUCCAUUUCCUGAUUAUGAUAUGCACUCCCAAUCAGGAGAAAUUGUGCUUCAGUGCAAUGAAGGGUCUCUUACCAUGUUUUAUGUUGCUCUUGGUUACAUGGGCCUCCUGGCCAGCAUCUGCUUCAUAGUAGCUUUCCUGGCCAGGAAUCUCCCUGGGACCUUUAACGAAGCCAAACUGAUUACAUUCAGUAUGCUGGUCUUCUGUAGUGUCUGGGUGUCUUUUGUACCCACCUACCUGAGCACCAAAGGGAAAUACAUGGUGGCCGUGCAGGUCUUCUCCAUCUUGGCUUCCAGUGCUGGCCUGCUGGGCUGCAUCUUCAUACCCAAGUGCUACAUUAUUUUAAUAAGACCAGAUCUGAAUAUAAAGGAGCAGCUAAUAGUGAAAACAUAA